AUGGCUCGGAAAGUGGCUCCCCUUUGCCUGGCUGCAGCUGCAGCAAUGCUGCUGAUUGCACUGCCGACCGCAUUCAUUCCCUCCCCGGCGAGGCAAAAUGCUGUUGCCGCUGCUGCUGUCGCGGCCGGCACUGCCACUCUGCCUGCUUGGGCAUAUGACCCAGACAUGACGGAUGCGCAGAUCUUGCUGGCUCGCAUUCCAGGAGGCAAGCGCACUCAGGAGUUGGGCUUGAUAAUUCCCAUUGCCGAGGAGGAUGGCUUGACUGAUGGUCAGGUUGCUGGCUUGUUCGUUAUUGCCUUGGUGGUCUUUAUUGCAGCACUUGACCUGGCAAAGACCUUGUACAAUGGGAUCAAUCCUGCCAAGUUCAAAACGGCAAAGGGCAAGGGCUACAUCUCCCCGCUCGUGAAGCGCUACAUCGAGAACGGCUACUGA
Molecule: messenger RNA, 432 nt
Organism: Symbiodinium pilosum
Lineage: Eukaryota; Dinophyceae; Suessiales; Symbiodiniaceae
Source: the annotation of a GenBank genome assembly